Molecule: messenger RNA, 2086 nt
Organism: Phymastichus coffea
Lineage: Eukaryota; Metazoa; Arthropoda; Insecta; Hymenoptera; Eulophidae
Product: proton-coupled folate transporter
Exons: 8
Coding region: 207-1574 (455 amino acids)
Biological process (GO): transmembrane transport
Cellular component (GO): membrane
Molecular function (GO): transmembrane transporter activity
Source: RefSeq, a predicted model, not a curated record
GUUUCAAUACGAUACCCGUAUGAUUUUCUUAUCACAUAUGUAAUUAUUAUUAUUUUAUAAUAAAUUCAAUUGCAAUAGUUAUUUUUUCACUUUUACUAAAAUAAGUGUAAUCUAGGUGUAUUAACUAUCGUUAAAUUAGUCUUUGUAUUACAGUUCAAGUUCACUGUUCAUGAAGAUAAUUGAAUAGCAGUAGACCAACUUUCAAAAUGUACAAAAAAAAAUUUAUACAUUUGAUCAAGUUUAUUUCUGUUGAACCUACGAUGUGGUUAUAUAUGAUGGCCUAUAUGAUUACGUCUAUUGUUGAACAAGCAUUUUUCAUUCAGAAAGCUUGUAGCGCUGAUCUUGGAUAUUCUGAAUUGAUUUGUUCAAACUUAAACCGAGAUAAAAACAAGCAGAUUAAGGAAAAAGUACAGGUUAUUGUUUCAGAAUUUCAUCAAUGGAAUAAUAUUGCUGGUCAUACUAUUCCGAUUAUUUUAGCUAUGUUUAUUGGUAAUUGGAGUGACCGUUAUGGGAGAAAAUUACCAUUAAUUAUCGGACUAAUUGGAAAAUUUAUAUAUUCUUUUAUGAUUAUAAUCAACUCAGUUAUACCACAUUGGAGUUUAAAUAUGAUUACAUAUACUGCUACUCUUCCGAUGGGCUUACUUGGAGGCGAUAUUUCAAUUUUUGCAUCUUGUUUCGCAUAUAUUUCUGAUGUUUCAACGACAAGAAAUAGAACAUUCAGAAUAACGAUUUUGGAUGUCGUUUAUCUUAGUGCCAUGCCCACUGGCGUAGCUGUUGGAUCAUUUAUAUUUUCCUGUUUUAAUUUUGCUCCUUAUACCUUGAUGUUUGGUAUAAAUUCUAUCAUGGUAAUAUUAGCCAUAGCAUAUUCGUUGUACAAAUUGAAAUGGCAGACUUCAGAUAAUCAAAUUAGAAUAAGUUGGAAUAGUAUAAUAUUUGACUUUUUUGAUAAAAAUCACAUACUAGAAACAUAUAAAACGCUUCUUAAGAAGCGUCAAUUUCGUGGUAGAACAUAUUUGUGGAUUAUUUUAUUUUGUAUGAUAUUGUACACAUUUCAAAGAGAUGAGAAGCCAAUCAGUUAUUUGUAUACACAACUAGUAUUCAAUUGGGACGUUGUAGAAUUCAGUCAUUUUCGGACGUUUUACUCGGGUUUAUUUGUAACAGCUAUGCUAGUGACCGUUCCAAUAAUGAACAAAUGUAUUUUGCUGGAAGAUAGUUAUAUUGUGAUGAUUGGAACUAUUUCUCAUGCCAUUGGUAGGAUAGCUUUUGCCUUAGCACCAAUUUGGCAAAUUUUUUAUUUUGGUGCCAUCAUCGCAGCUCUAGGUCCAAUUGCAGCGCCAGCUUUAAGAUCGAUCGCUUCAAAAAUUGUUCCUGUAGAAGAGCGAGGAAAAAUAUUUUCAAUUUUAUCUGUCUGCGAUAAUGCUGUUCCUUUGGCAAGUGGUGUUAUGUACACUCAACUUUAUCAAGCUACGAUUAGUACGAGACCAAAUAGCAUAUUCUGGCUCACGUUUAGCACACAAUGCGGUGUUUUCUUUCUUAUAAUGUUUAUUAAGAUUUUUUUGGAUAUAAAAAGUUAACUUCAAAUAAGACGAACAAUGAACCAAAAAAUAAUCUAUUAGAUAAUUUGCCAAAUGUUAUAUGUGAAACAUUGCUUUUGAAGUUGUAAAGGAAUAAUAUCUUUCAAAUUCAUCGAACAUAGGUUUUUAAAAUUUUUAAUUUUUUCUAAUAAUAAUAAAAACUGGAAUUCAAGACAAAAUUUGAAUAAAAUAAAAUGAGACCAGAUAAUGAAAAGCAUACAGACGUAAAUAUUCGAUUUUCCUUAACCAUAAUGAUAUAAAAGUAUUAAAAUCAAGCCUUAUAUAAUGGAAAAUAUAAAAUCAAAUUGAAAAAUUGUAUUAAAUAACAGAAAAAAAUCAUAACCACUUACUUGUCACCUGAUUUAAUUGAAAUAUCUUCGAACUAACUUAAUCAGGCCGGAUGUUAAUACGAGUAUUAAUUAUUUGUCAUUUAUUGAUUUAUUUUUAUAUUAAUGUUUGUCAUAGUAUAUAGAUUUUGUUAGUAUGAAGAUCUGUUUAUACUGUAAACUCUA